This is a messenger RNA of Gavialis gangeticus (Gharial), 5689 nucleotides long. RefSeq names its product ADP ribosylation factor GTPase activating protein 1 (gene ARFGAP1). The record is from RefSeq and is a predicted model, not a curated record. Gene Ontology annotation, biological process: regulation of endocytosis; regulation of ARF protein signal transduction. The coding region runs from base 69 to 1367 and encodes 432 amino acids. NCBI's taxonomy places the organism in Eukaryota, Metazoa, Chordata, Crocodylia, Gavialidae. Gene Ontology annotation, cellular component: Golgi membrane. Gene Ontology annotation, molecular function: GTPase activator activity. The transcript has 14 exons.
AGGUGCUUCGCGGGCUGGGCCGAGCCGAGCAGCCGCAACCCCAACCCCGCGCUGCCCCGUAUAGAAUCAUGGCAAGUCCAAGAACAAGGAAAGUUCUGAAGGAAGUCAGGGCACAGGAUGAAAAUAAUAUCUGUUUCGAGUGUGGUGCAUUUAACCCCCAGUGGGUGAGCGUGACCUAUGGGAUAUGGAUCUGUCUGGAGUGUUCAGGAAAACACAGAGGCUUGGGAGUUCAUCUCAGUUUUGUGCGCUCAGUCACCAUGGACAAAUGGAAGGAUAUUGAACUGGAAAAGAUGAAGGUUGGUGGCAAUAGCAAGUUUCGAGAGUUCCUGGAGUCUCAAGAUGAUUACGAUCCCUGCUGGUCGAUGCAAGAGAAAUACAACAGUAAAGCUGCAGCUCUUUUUAGAGAUAAGGUGGCUACUUUAGCUGAGGGCAAAGACUGGUCUCUUGAAACUUCUUCUGCCCAAAACUGGGCUCCUCCUCAACCCAAGAUGUCUCUGACUUCAAGUCAUCGUUCUGCUGGCCAGUCCCAGAACACAACUGCCUCUUCUGAGAAAGCCUUUGAAGAUUGGUUAAAUGAUGAUGUUGGUUCCUAUCAAGGAGGCCAAGAGAAUCGUUAUGUGGGUUUUGGGAACACAGUCACCCCUCCAAAAAAGGAUGAUGACUUCCUCAAUAAUGCCAUGUCCUCACUGUACUCGGGAUGGAGUAGCUUUACAACUGGAGCAAGCAAGAUUGCCACAGCAGCUAAAGAGGGUGCGACCAGAUUUGGAUCUCAAGCAAGUCAAAAGUUUUGGGGCUACAAGCAGCAGCCAGAGCCGGCAUCAGAGUUAGGUCAGACAUUAAAUGAAAAUGUUCUCAAACCUGCACAAGAAAAGGUGAAAGAGGGAAAACUUUUUGAGGAGGUCACCGUAGGGGUAUCUCAGUUGGCUACCAAGGUUCAGGGAGCUGGUAGUAAAGGAUGGCGAGAUGUCACCACUUUCUUUUCUGGCAAACCAGAUGAUCAUUCUGAAAGACCAGCUGAGAGAGACAGUUAUCAGAACAGUGGAGGAGAGGGCUACCAGAACAAUAGUGUAGAUCAAAGCUUCUGGGAAACAUUUGGCAACUCAGAUCCACCCAAGGCUCAUAAAUCUCCAAGCAGUGACAGCUGGACAUACGUGGACAAUUCCACUGAGAAGAAGAGCUCUGAUAGCUGGGAUGUCUGGGGUUCGGGGACAGUUUCCAACAACAAGAACAGUAACAGCGACAGCUGGGAGAACUGGGAGACCAACUGGGAAACUGCAGGAGGGGAGAGCAAGUCCAAAAAAACCCCGAAGAAAACAAAAAAGGUGUCCUCAGGCACCGAGGAUGGGUGGGAUAACCAGAACUGGUAGGACUCUAGCUUUAUGCCACAUGGCUAAGGAGGGAGGCUGUGCUGGUUGAUGGGAGGAAAAAAAAACAAACCACACACACAUAACUGGAUUAACAUGGUUUUCUCUAUUGACCUGUUCCUUUGUGCUUCCCUGUCAUUCUCCUUUCUUCUAUUCCAGUUUAGAAAAAAAAUAGUGUCUGAUUCUCGUGUUCAUAUGAAGAUAUGGCGCUCCCAUUGUCAAGGAUGUCAGUAGAUCUGUUCUCUUCACACUAGUGCUGUUGGAGCUGGGUAUGCCAACCUACUUAAAGUAAAAUCAGAGGAAUAAAUUGGUGCAAGCACGUUUUCUUGGCACGGUAUUUGCAUGUGUAGUUUCAUGGGGCUGCCCAUCCAGCCUUCGUAACUUCGGAGAGCAUCUGGGGUGGAGAAGACAGGGAAAGGAGAGGAGAUAUCUUCAACUGAUGUCCAACAUUCAUAAAAGUGAACUGCAGUUGCAUAAGUGCCAGUUGAAAUGCCUUUCUGGAUUGCUGGGACUGCAUUCAAUCUGGCAAUUCAAAAUGGCCAUUAAAACACUUUUUAUUGAACGUGUUUUUAAACUUUACAAGGUUUGAGAACUUUUUAAAACUUUUUUUUUCCUUGGAGAGAAUUCAUAGAUGAGAAAAAUCUAGGGCUAGAUAAUUAUUUGUAUGUAACCCACCAUUUUGUCAGCCUGACUGUAUAAGGGUAUUCAAAGUGGCACUACUUACACUCCUGCGUUUGCGUGUAGGCAUUUACACAGUGCAGAAUGCAUGCAAGUGUGUAAUGCACGGUUAUGGCGUAUAUUCCUUUUAAUUUAACUAUGAUGAAGGGGCCUUCCUGUGCCUCUCUAGCUUUCUUCCUUAAUUUCACCUGCCAUAUUUGUUAAAUUGAAACCCUUUUCCCUUCUGCAUGGCACUGGACUGCCAAUGCAGCAGGGAAACUGGAGAAAUCCUGGAGCAGUAGCACAAAAUGGGUGGAAGAUGUGAGAACACAAUGUAACUAUAUAGCCGGAGACAACCCACUUUCGCAAUGGAUUUAGCAGUGAAAUUUUAGUUCAGUUUGUUAAACUUAGAUAAAUUUUAUAAUUGUUCUGUCACUUCUCCCUACCAUUUCCUAGUACCUUUCUUUUUUUUUUUUCUUCUUUCUGUUUCUUUUAAGAGAUACUAUUUCGAAGAGGCUGUUGGAGCCCUACUUAUGUCAGCAUUACAGAAUGGAGCAGGAUAUGAAUGCUGGAGUCAGGUGUCAACUUCAACCAUUUUAGCUGUUUUGCAUGAUCUAUAAACAUAAACUUUUGCAUAGGGAAAACGGAAAUAGAAGAAUUCAGAUCUUAUUUCCCUUAACAGCAAAGGUGCCUUAUGUUGAGUAUUUCCAUAUUGCUGAUAGCUCUACUUUUUUAUUGUUAAUGUGCUGUAAUAUUAUACAAUGUGACUAAAUAUUUUGAAGCCACUUGAAAACUUCACAUCAUGGUGCCAAUUGGUAAAGUCUACUUCAAAUGAUAGCAUGAAAUUCUUGAUCUGAACAACUGUGAAACCUUGAGAGUGCAUCCAAGAAAAUAUAUUGACUGUACGACAGAUGAGACUCAUGGUGUGAUGAGUUUUUAGCUCUCAAAUACUGAUGCAUUUCAGUUUUCACCAUGGAGAAGGUUCAAGUGGACGCGGGCUAUAAAUGAGGUGUCUUUACCAGGCCUCUCUGCCCUCCACCACCUCUCCCGAAUCAUGAUUUAUCCAAAAAGUAUUACCGGCUUCUUGGUUUGUAGUCUAGGUAGCAACAUCUGUAUUUACAGUCCAGGGAAGCGUAGGUCUUACAGGCUUUCUUAGCUGUAUAGUCUUUCAGCUGUUUUCUGGCCCUGGCUUUUAAACUGCUGUCCUGACCUUUACCUCAUUGGCUUUUUCUCAUCUGUAGUGCCCUUUCAGUGAUAUGCGGAGAGACAUGUGGACAUUAUGUCCUCUUGGAGAACCUUAUGCAGUGAAGGUCAUUAUCCAGAGGGUGCUUGUGCCAGGUUAGUGUAAGGCCCCAUGAGUCCCACUGAGGAAGUAUCAUUGGCACAGUGACCCUUUUAACAGGGGAAAUCUAAGGCCUCUGAUACCUCUUGCAGAACCAUUGUCAAGAACACUCGCAACCUGACUCUUUAUAAAGGUGACUUUUUUUAUUCAAAUUUGUCCUGUUCCAGAGAUACCGUUGUCUUGGCUUGAUUGCAUGUUAAACACGUAACAAUUUUUGUAUUUUAAUGCAUACUCUCCUAUGACCUGCUGCUCUUGUCACUUGUCUGCUGCCCAGUUUGAACCUGUAAUGCAUGUUCUUUGGAGGCCAUGCCAUGUAAUUCAUGUGAAGUGGUAUUGCCCAGUCCUUGACUACCAUUUAAUUUUUGUGAAGUAUUGCAGUAGUAGUGACAAGCAAAAUGCAUAUGUUCGGCUGGGUUGCCUGACUGCUGAAACUGUCUGUCUAAAGUGAUGAGAAGCUGAUUCAGCUUCCUGCGUGCAUUUGGAUUGUUAUGUCACUUUUGUCAACCUCCCCAAAUAUAAGGGGUUUUCCCCCCUCCUUUCUUCCCCCCCUAAUAAGAUGGGCUUUUAUUUCAUUCUGUAUGCUCCGUAAUAAUUCACUACAUGUGCAUGCAUCCUUGUACACCUUCAUUUCAUCCUUUGCCUAAAUAAGGGGCUGUUUAUAUCACACUUGCAACUGUUUGGCACAGCCUAGUUUUUCAGGCUGCACUUUAAAUUAGAAACCGUACAUGCCUGAUUGGGUAGACCUUUGUGAAAACGAUGUUCUUUCAGUACAGAAGAAAAUGAAGGAACAUUUUUUUUCACCUGUAAAGAAAUCUUACGCUGUUGUGGAGGCAUAGAAGUAUCCUAGGACCGUAGCUUGAGGAUGGUAAAAAACAGCACUGUACUGGGAGAUACAGAUGCAAAAGUAAAACUAGGCCUUCUGCUAGGUUCAGGUGUAAAUACAGUUCCAUUUUUCUAGAACUGCUCAAAUAAAAAUGAUUUUAUUUUGGCCCAUCUGUACCCAGAGUCUAGCAUGAAGGUGAGGGAUGGGGCAAACAGGACAUUUUCUUCUUUGAUCUUUUUGUUUUCUUGGGUUCUAGUUUCUUGGAUAGGAGUUGGCUAAGAGAGCAUCAUCGCUGAGAACACCGAUCAGUUUUCAGAUUAAAUGAAAUGGGAAGGUCAGGGUAGGCGUGGAAGUAGUAACAAGCCCUCUCAGUUGUCACUCUUAACCAUUCUUGUCCCAGGCCCCAGGAACUGAAUUGCUGAGCUUUCUCAUUCAUAGAUGUGCCCCAGUAUUGAAUUUGGGAUGCACUGGCAGGGUGGGCAAACCUGUAGCAUUGGUGCAUGCUAUACCUGUGUUGCGGUUAAACAAGACUUUGGUUUCUAGGGCUCUCACUUCUGCACCUUUUCUUUCACUAACACUGUGGGGGGAGGGGAGGGAAGCCACUGUAAAGACACUGGAGAAGGAGGGGACAAAGGAGAUAAAUCAGAGAUGUCUUCUAUUUGAUAUUGCAUUAUCCAGUUUAAUCUUCCCUGUGAUUUGGCCUCCAUUUCAUUGAAACUGAUAGCUUCCUCAUUGGCAGGCUGAAUUUCUAGAAGUAGCCUCAUGAUUGGAGAGAAGAUUUAGGACAUUCAAGCUAAGUGCCAUUUGCAAAAGAGCAAACCAUGUUAGUUCUUGAGUGCUCCCAAACCGGAAACUGGACUUCCUCUUCCCAAGGGGUUAGGUUUUUAAAAUGUUUCACUUUCUCUUAAAUCAGUCCUGAGUUAUUUUGAAUGUCAAGAAAUGCUUGGCCAACUCUUCCCUCAUUCUAGAAAUCUCAAGGAUAUUGCUGCUGCUUUUUUUUCCCACUCUGAACAUUGUAACAUUCCACAGGUUGAUAAUGUAUUUAUCGGUGUAAAACUCUGUGCAAUAAUUUAACAAGUGUAGGUGAAACCUCCUUUGUUGUCUAAUGCAGGAAAUUAUUUAAAGAUGCAGUGUCCCUGUCUGAGAUUUAAUUUAACAGUCAGUAGAAAUAUUACAAAAUCCCUUUUGCCUUUUCAUCAUCCAAUUUUAACAUCCUUUUUUUCAAAGAGGGUUUGAGCAAAAGUCAAGAGGCAGACUCGUGCUUCAGUUUUGGACUGAAAUGUUCUAGAAAGACAACUUGUAGAGCUGCUUAUUGUUUUCAUGCCAGCAGGAAUUUGGCAAAUGAGGGGUACUGUAUCUUUAAUUUUCCUAAUGUGUUUUAUGUGAAGUUCAUGGGAGUAGCAAUUUCAGUGAACAGUAUUCCUUGUUCUGUAGAGUGGUACUGGACUUGAACUGCAGUGUCAUCUAUUAAAAGAGCAUUACAAUAAAGCAAAGAGAAACCGA